AUGGAGGUGACCACCGUGUCCCCCCCUGCCAAUUCACCCACUGAUAGACACGAUCUAUGUGAGACAGAUGCCAGCGAUGUGGCCAUACACAGUGUGACACUGCUCAUCUGCCUCUGUGGGCUGCCUGGGAACGGGGCUGUCAUCUGGGUCCUCGGGUUCUGCAUUCAGAGGGACACCAUGAAACCCAUCACUGCCUACAACCUUGACCCGGCCAUCAUCAACUUCCUCUUCCUCAUCUUCAUGGUCCCCUCCGCUCUGUUCUUCCUUCUGGAGGAUUUCUCCUGCUCUGCCAUCAUGUCCCCAGCAUACAUUCGCUUCCUUUUCCUCCUCUUCCGGAUGUUCUACAGCGUCGGGCUGUACCGGCUGACAGCCAUCAGCAUCGAGAGGUGCAGGUCCGUGCUCUGCCCACGUGGGCUCUUCUGCCACCUUCCCCAGGACCUGUCAUGGGUGGUGGUGAGUGCCGGGCUCUGGGCCCUUUCCAUCACUGUCAUUGCUGCCAUUUCUGCAGUGACUUCCCUGUGCGAGUCACAGGAAGGCAAGCUCUGCCGGGGGGCUCUCAUCUCCCUGUACAUCCUCAACUUCCUCGUCUUUGCUCCAUCCGUGGUUAUUUCCAGCACAAUCCUCUUCAUUCAUUUCAAGGGAAGCUCCCAGCAGCAGCGAUCCAAGAAGCUUGACAUCAUUGUCUUCCUCGCUGUGCUCCUCACUCUCCCCCUCAGUCUCUGGAAUUUCCUGCAGCAGCUCGGCUACACCGCUGUGUUCCCCCGGCUUCUUCUCCUCUUUGCCUGCAUGCACAGCAGCAUCAACCCCUUCAUCUACAUCUCAGUAACAAAGUGCUGGAGGCGCUGCUCCAUGGAGUCCCUCAGGGAGUGCCUGCAGGAGGUCUUUGAGGAGCCAGAAGAAAGCACUGCCCCCAGUAAUGAUGCCACCAGGGACUCAGUGAUCUGAGUCUGCUGAGCCCUUCAACUGCCCCCAUGCAGGAGCAUGGGGCAGUGAUUUAGCAUCACCCUCCACCUUUAUUCCUGCAGGAGAAGGGAGCAGGGGCACUGACAAGGGCCAUGUGGGACAGUGCUCCGCACAGAGCACAUUGGAGCAGGGCUGUGCUCCUCCCUCAUGGGUCCUAGAGCGCUGUUCCCCAAACGGAUCCUUCCCAACAGGGCUGUGAUCCCAGAAUUCCCCCUGGCACCUGGUUCCUGCAUCCCACUGAGAUCUGAUAUCAAUAAACAGCACUGUAAACCCUGAGCCACCUUUGCCCCCUCUGCCAGCGCCUCCCAGCUUCCUCUGGCUGCUGCUGCCAGCCGGGAAUGUGGCUGGAGGGAGGGGACAGAGAGGUAGUUAGCCACAGGAAUGUUGUGAUUGUUUAGAAAUUUCAUAAUGAACUAUGUUUGAUUAGUCAAGGCAUAUUUGCCUGUGGUUUUUUAGCUGGUUUUGAUUUAGAUCUGUGUUGGCUGAGUGUCAGUAAAAAACUCU
Molecule: messenger RNA, 1467 nt
Organism: Passer domesticus (house sparrow)
Lineage: Eukaryota; Metazoa; Chordata; Aves; Passeriformes; Passeridae
Product: mas-related G-protein coupled receptor member H-like
Exons: 1
Coding region: 1-945 (314 amino acids)
Biological process (GO): G protein-coupled receptor signaling pathway
Cellular component (GO): membrane
Molecular function (GO): G protein-coupled receptor activity
Source: RefSeq, a predicted model, not a curated record